AUGCGUGAGUUUGCAAUUACCCACAGAGAUAUGACAACAUUGGUCAGCAUGGACGACAAGCACAAAUGUAAGGUUGGGGAGCCCUUGUAUCCAUUGGCAGCAGCUGAAAGAGGGAAGCAGGUUAUCGUUGGAGCUAACCAGGUGAUGGCUGUUGGGGACCAUGACUUCAGCAAAUGUACUUUGACUCCAUCAGUUAACUUGGUGGUGAGUUGCUAAUGUAUAAAACAAGUAGAUGCAUUAUCUAUUGUCUGUUCAGUUAUUAAAAAAGAUGGCCAGAAAAUAUCACAAUGUGGUAGAACUUACCAUUUCGAGAUGUUCUUACCAUGAUGUGACAUUAUCUGUGCAUCAACAUCUGACCAGACAACAACAAAAAAUGGAUCUAUUUUGUAAAUAUUUUACAGAUUGAUAUUCCUCAAACAAUAUCUGGUAGCUUCUACAGGGGCGAUUUUUAUGUUGGGUUCAAGGAUUCAAUAUUAAAGCCUUCUUCCCCAUUGCGCCACACAACUGAACUGGCAGAAAUUCUGAAGCUAAGAGGAAGUAGGUUCUAUAUGUGGAAAUAAAUUAUGUUUUUGCAUGAUAUGCUUUUAAGUUCUAUUGCAAUUCUUUGUUAUGGUUUUAAAUUAAUUCACAGGUAACUAGUCCAACAAGGCAACAAACAAUGGCCAGUGUAAUUUAGUAUAGUCUGUUUAAGAGUCAUUUAAGAGUCUAUUUUACUGUAGCUGUCCAUCCUGUCCUACUGCUAUACACUGAUGGAGGGCCUGAUCACCGAACCACGUACAUGUCGGUGAAACUGUCCAUGAUAGCAUUGUUCAGGUCUCUGGACCUUGAUAUGUUGGUUGCCUUAAGGACAGCUCCCAGUAACUCGUGGGCAAAUCCUGUAGAGAGAAUAAUGAGUAUUGUGAAUACUGGUCUACAAGGUAUUGGCCUUAUGCGUCAGAAAAUGGGUGACAACUUUGAAAAAGCAAUAGGUGUGUAGAUGUUUCACAUUUGUACAACAAAAAUUAUCACAACAGAUAUUUUUUUCUAACCAAUCAAAUAUUUUAAUAUAUUUCAGCUAAUGCGAAAAGUGUCAAAGAGAUGAGGGAAAAGUUGGCAACGGAUGACCUCAAGAAAGAGCUAGGUGAAUCGUUGUCAUUUCCAAUUGAUCUUCUCAACAGCCAGAUGAACAGAUUAAGUCUGAAGGAAAAGAAGUUCCAGACCUUUACUCCAGCUUCAGAAGAAGAGAUCAACACGCUGUGGCAAAAAUGCCUGGAAAUUGAGAAAGGGUUACAGGUAUACAGUAGUAGUAGGGGUGGAACAUAAAAAAAUUACCUGAAUGAAUACUGUGUGAGGUUUGUCAUUUGUUUAUACUUUUUUCACAUUUAUGUGUAGCGCGACCAUUUAACCAUGAAGGAUGUAAAGGACUUUGAACACCUUAAAGCUUUCCUCAAGCACUGCUGCAUUGAGGGACAUAUUGCUUCCAGGUGAAGAAGUGUGGUAAUGAUAACUGCAAAAUCUGCAGGUACUGUAUGAAGAAUAUCGAAAUUCUAUACAUAUGAAUGUACAGUAUAAUACAUUUGAAUCUUUCAAUAUAACAAUGUAUAACAAAUAAACAAUAAACAUUACAGGUACAGUGUAUGUUGUUGGCCCGUUGCACAAAUAAUUGUAUAAAAUUGAGCUAGUUGAUUAUAAGUGUAACCAAUUUUAGACCGUUACGGGACAAACGGAGCAAAGAUGUGAGUUCCUUACCUUUCCCAGUUCCAGCUGGUGAUGGUCAUUAUCGCCCGUUUGAGGAAGUCUACAAGACCAUCACUGAAGAGGUAUUUUAAGUAUUUCUAUAGAGUACCGGUAUACCAACUAUUAUGUAAUAUUAAUCAUACAUUCAUGUUGAAUUAUUUGUUUCUUUGUAAUAGAACCGGCCAAGUAAAGUAACAAGACCCAAGACUACCAGGGCAAACCUACCUUUCUCGCCAUCUGUACAACAUGCGCAGAAUACAGAUGUCAUGGUGCAAUGCACUGAGUGUGAGAAAUGGCGGCUUGUCUUUGCAAAAAAGAAGCUAACGAAGAGACAGAAGCAGCAGCUGACAGAUCUUCUGGAAGAUAUGGAUUACACUUGUGGUUUUCAAUUUGGUGAGAAUAAUUUUGUGAAUUAGUCAGCAUGCAUUUAUAUCUGUUUGUAACCUUUGUGAUUUUAUGAGGGUAGAGAAGAUCAUUGUUGGAUCAGAGACAAUAUAACUGUACAUAUGUACUAUUCCUAUCGUUUUAGAUGAUAUACUUCUUCUUCAUGGGCUUCAAGUCCACAUUAAAGACCAUGACUGCGAAGAUAACAUAGAAAAGCUGUACUAUGCUUGUGACUAUGAACCAUGCUGCAUCUAUUGUGGGGAAUAUGUUGAUGAUGUGGAUGAAGAUGAUGAGAUUUAUCCCCAGUGCGGAAAUUGUACACAAGAUCCUGUCAGGAAACGAAAGUGA
This is a messenger RNA of Paramuricea clavata, 2448 nucleotides long. Lineage: Eukaryota; Metazoa; Cnidaria; Anthozoa; Malacalcyonacea; Plexauridae. The record is from the annotation of a GenBank genome assembly.